Messenger RNA from Bombina bombina (fire-bellied toad), 3452 nucleotides. It is a transcript of the gene DYNC2I1, whose product is annotated as dynein 2 intermediate chain 1. Bases 130 to 3156 code for a protein of 1008 amino acids. The transcript has 23 exons. Gene Ontology annotation, cellular component: cytoplasmic dynein complex. NCBI's taxonomy places the organism in Eukaryota, Metazoa, Chordata, Amphibia, Anura, Bombinatoridae. Gene Ontology annotation, molecular function: dynein heavy chain binding; dynein light chain binding. Gene Ontology annotation, biological process: intraciliary transport. The record is from RefSeq and is a predicted model, not a curated record.
GCGGCUCGACCAUUGUAUUGCUAUUGGAACUUAUCCAUAGUAACGAAAAGCAGAUUGUGUGUCGAUUAACGGACAGCAACGGACAGGCGGGGCGAAGACCCCAUCAGCGGGGCUGGGAAAUAGUGAGCUAUGCAGCACGACAAGAAAAAAUCUCUAGAUGACACAUGGAAAACUGAAGAUCUUAAAAAGCAUUUGAAGGCAGAAAAACAUGGAGAUAAAUACAAGGAAAGACGACCUGUCAAAGAUGAUAAUAAUGAAAAGGCAGAGCGGAGCCAUAUAUUCAUGGACAGAAAAGGAGAGCGGCAUAAAGCCCCAGAGAGGAACACAUUUGGGGAGAUGGAGAUGGCUAGAGAUCAUCAUAGGGAUAAGGAUAAAGUAAAGGACAGAGAUCGGGUGAAGGAAAAAGAUAAAUUUUACCUGUCUGAGAAAUCUAAACCCUUUGAAAGGGAGAAAAUGAGAGACAGAAAACAUGUUGAGGAAGAGCCAAGUAAAUUAUCUAGGCAGUAUGAACGAACAGACAUGGAAGAAGAGAAAGGCAUCAAGGGCCAAGAAAUGAAAGAAAGGGCAGAGAAAAGUAAACAAAGGAGUUCUGAUCGGGAAAGAAGACACAAGGAAAGAAGAGAAAAAGAAGGAAAAAGACGGGAGAGUGAAGAUAAUAUGGAACAAGAUGUGAGACCCAGAAAACAGGAAUUUAAAGAAGAGCAAGAAACAAGGCACCAAAAACACAGAGACAAAGAUACAGAAAGAGAGAGAAGACAUCAUAAGGAUAAUCCAGAGGUAGAGAAGAGACACAGAAGUAGACAAGAAAAGGAAGCACUAGAUGAAAGAAGCAUUCGUCCCCCAAAAGAAGAGUCUUAUGAUAGUGUACGAGCACCGGAAAAACUGAAACAAAAAAACCACCAUGACAGACGCUCAUACGAUGAAAACAGAGAAAAGCGGCAUAAAGAAAAGAGAGAGCGCAGAUCACUACCAAGUGAAAGGAGAAAUACAGAGAAUGAGAAAAAAGAUUAUCACAUUUCUGCUCCAAAAUCAAUUCAAAGGCAGGAAACUGAUGAAGAAAGGGAACCUGAAAAAGAGGAAAUAGCCGAGCAACCUGACAGUGCAGAUGCAGCUUACGAUGACUCAACAAACUAUGAAGAAGAUUUUGAAGAUUAUGAUGAUGACUUUGAAGAGGACAGUGAGAAUGAUGGGGAAGAUAAACCGGAAACAGAAGUAAAAGCAGACAGGAAAGUUGUCUUUAAGAGUGCUGAAAUAGAAGAAAUCCAGAAGGCGAUGCUUUUGGAAAAUGAGAAAAUUGCUUCAUAUGCUUUUCAAGUGCAAACAGCAUACGAGAAGGAAACAAAACAAGACCAACAAGAUAUUCCCUCCAGGAGUAGUCAUCGAGGAACUUUUAUAGAUUUUGGAACAGCAAGAAAACAUCAAAUUAAUCAUUCAGUAGCAAAUAAACAAAAGAAACGCAGCACCGAGAUCCUUCGACUGAUUGAUUUGGACUUUUCGACCACUUUCUCUCUUUUUGAUCUGGCUCCUGUAAAAGAAUAUGAAAUGUAUAUAAGAAAUUUUGGUAAAACAAAUACCAAGCAGGCUUAUAUCCAGUGUAAUGAUGAUUGUAUUGAGCGAGAAGUUCAAACAGAGGAAAUAGAGACUGAAGAGAAAUGGACUCAACAUCCAGGAGAGAGUGCUGUAGUUUCUGGAGGCCAUAAAAGUGAUUCAUCUGUGAAUGUGGGACAUGGAACAAAGUUUGAUUCUCAGCGAUUAACAAGAUUCCUUCACUCUGCAUGUCAGGUCAUUGGUAUUCUCCUUGAAGAAGAAUGCGCUGAUCGGCAGUUUGAUUGGAAGCUGAUGUCCCAAGAACCAUGCAUGUCUAUCAGUGAUGGCUGCUUCCAUUUAAAUACUAACCUACCGUUCCUCCUCAAUCGAACUGUAUACCUGUUACACUUCUCUCAAGCGCAGCGGAAUGUGCUGCUUACAGUACAUGGCUUGUGCAAUGACAGUGCUGUUCCCCUCAAUAACAAGUACAUUAUAUGUGUUUGGAACAUCUGGGAACCUUCCACGCCUCAGAAUAUUCUCUUCUGUGAAUCCCAAGUAAAGUGCUGCUGUUUUAGUCCUAGUAAGGCAUCACUGGUAUUUGCUGGAACAGCGGAUGGCUCUGUGGUAGUGUGGGAUCUGCGAGAGGACUUCAGCAUGCAUCAAACAAUGCAGAUAUUGAAUUCCAAGUGGACAUUUAGAUCUGCCACAUUUUCUACAGAUGCGAUAUUCGCUACUAUAAGCCACACAUGCCCAGUAAAGGGGGUAGAACCGGUUCCCAGCACAGUGUCUAAGGAACAAGGCAUGUCAACAUUUUCUUCCCAUGAAGACAGAUCUGGUUUAUCCUUCCAGAUAGCAUCAUUGGAUGAAAGUGGAUAUAUUAUUUUUUGGGUAGUAGUUGAACUAAGGAAACCAGACUUAGCAGGCUCAUCAAGUGAUUUAGGUUUAAUUCCAGGUGGUAAAGUAAAGCUGGUUCAUAGUUCUGUUAUACAUCUUAAUAACAAUUAUUUUUCAAAAGAUGUAAGUUUAUUGGGAUCACCUCAGACACUAAAUAUUAAGUUCAUGCCUUUGGAUUCCAGCCAUUUUGUUGUUGGAACUGAUAUUGGUGUUAUAACUCACGGUACAUUAAAUGGACUAAUGCAACCGCCAAAGCAGUAUAAACCACUGCAUAGCAAGAUGAGGCCUGCAAAGAUCACUGCAAUUGAUUUCUCCCCAUUUGAAAUACCUGCAUUUUUAGCAGGGUGUUCAGAUGGAUGUAUACGAUUACAUAUGACAAGUGCCGAAGCGCCUGCCUUGCAGUGGACUGACAGUACGGAUGGUCAUUCUAUUACUGCACUGCAGUGGUCUUUAACAAGACCUACUGUCUUCUUUGUCCUGGAUUCUGCUUUUUGUAUUCACAUAUGGGAUUUACUGCAAAAUGAUUUGAAACCAGUAGCCAAAGAGCCCAUCUUGUCUGAUCAAAUACUAAGCAUGGCUGCUGUUGGCGAACCAGAGAAAAACAAAAAUCUUAUGGGUCUAGCUCUGGCAAAAUCCUCAGGAAAAGUGGAAAUCCAAUAUAUCAAUAAAAAGUGGGCCAAACCUCAGCCAAAGGAAAUCGAGAAACUUCAGAUGAUCAUUAAUGAGAUUUUAUAACAUUUAAAAAAAUAUUUUGUUAAGCACGAAAUUUUGUUUGGGGAAAAAAGAUCUAUAUUUAUAUAGACUGGUAAAAUAUUUUUAUGAAAUAACCAAAAUAUAAUAUUUAUUGCACAUUUUUAUACCUAUUAGUUAUCCUUUUUUUCAUAAGCACUUCAUUUUUCAGGUUGGCAAAUAAAAUUGCAGCAUUAAUGUUCUAGUAAAGUGCAUAGAUGCUUCAAAGACUGUACUUACCUUGGUGAAUUAAGUUUAAUAAAGGUGAUUUUCAAUAUUUUUGAGGUGGAUUCAGUAGGAAA